GUCGCUGGCGCUCCCCUUGCGCUCCUGCGAUCGCUCUCUUUUUCUACUCUCCGGGUGCGUGUGUGCGCGUGCAAACUUCCAUCGUCAAACACCGUGUUUUCCGACCGCAGUCGUUCUUUUUCAUCCUGUGUUUAUUCGCUGCCCGUUCCAGGCGUCCUCUCCUUUCCCUUCCGUUUCUUCCUGUUCCCAUUUCCGACCAGGGUGCUUCCCUGGCCUUCUGCCGACCUACACGCAACCUGGCCCGGCACGCAAAGCAGCCAAAGGCUCAGCAAACCAUCGAGCUCUUUGCCCUCCCUAUCCAUUCGAACUCGCCAGCGUGCUGGUACGCACCGGAACGUCAGACGUCGUCUUCGCCAAACGCCCGCCCCGCGAUCGUACAGACCACGCAGCUACGCCGCUUGUUCGCUCGCUCUCCCGCGCCCUCUCCACCUUCCUUUGCUCGCUCACAACCCUCCGCCCCCGUCCGACCGCUGGAACGACACGACCGGGACCUGCCUCGCGUGUUCCCGUCGCAUGCACCCAUGCGAUGAGGACGCUCUUCGCGUUGCCAGCCCGGCUGGCAGCCUUGGUCUUCACCGCGUCAUCCUCACUCGCCUUUAGCUUCCAACAAGCCCCGUCCUCCAACCUCGACAUAAGUCAGCUGGGCAGGGUCGGCGUCGCUGGUGACUUCGACGCCGUUUCGCUGUACCAAUGGGUUGGUCAGUCGCAGAGCUCCGGCAGCCAAAAUGGCAGUUCUUCGCUCCUUUCGCGCUUCCCCUACGGCACGUUCGCCAACCUAGACGUAAGCGACGGCAUGAUACAGGCAAUGUGCCCGUUUGUGCUCCAGGACGGCACGCUGGCGGGCGUCGUCGUGGGUGGUAACUUUACGAGCGUGGGCGGCGUGGAAUCCAACGGAGUGGCAUUGUUCAACACCACGACUGCGGCCAUACAACCGCUACAAGGCUUGAACGGGAGCGUGUCUGCGCUGUACUGCGAUCAGAACUCGAGCACCGUCUACAUGGGCGGUUCGUUCACGAGCGGCAAUUCGUCCAACGCAAUCGGCUGGCGGACCUCGAACUGGAUAAGCCUUCCCUUCGACGGCUUCAACGGGCCCGUCAAUGCAAUUACGAAGUCGCCAAACGGAACCUUCAUCUUUGGGGGCAGUUUUGACGGCUUAGGUAACGCGACGACACCCGAGGUGCGCGACUCACAGGUCAUCCCUCUGUCAUCCGCAAACAUUUCCGCCACCGCAAGCUCGACCCAGGACGGCUUCAGCGACCCGCGAAACAUCAUUUGCAAAACGGGCAGCGAGGACGGCCCGGGCAACACCUGGCUUCUCGCAGACAACGCAGCCGGCACGUGGACGGCCGACUUUGAGUUUGGCUUCAUUCCGACCAAGCUACGGCUGUACAACACGAACGAGCAAGGUCGUGGCACCAAGACGUUCCGAUUCGUCGCCCAGCCGAUCAACGGCAUCAUGAACUUCAGCUACGUCGAUCCAAGCAGUGGCCAAGAGAUGUUCUGUGACGCGAGAUGCCCUCUUCCGGAGAACAACAAGACCGCACAGGAUUUCCGAUUCGUGAACAUGGUGGGCAUGAAUUCGUUCAGCAUCGAUAUUUCUGAAUUUUACGGUGCUGGAGCUGGCCUUGCUGGCAUUGAGCUAUUCGAGGACGACAUCUAUGCGUUCGCCAUCAACGAUUUCAACGCCGGACAGUGUGCUGGUGUCAGUACCACUUCGGCCAUUUCAACGACGACAGGACCUUGGGAGGUUACACCCUCGCAUCAAAGCAACUCGGAAUAUCUGACAGCUCAACUCGACGGUACCACCACCACGGAUUCCGCCUCGGUCGUGUUCGAGCCAAACAUCGUACAGACUGGCAACUACUCGAUCACGAUCUUCACUCCUGGAUGCAUUGGCGACGGAACAUGCUCCACUCGUGGCCGAGUUAACAUCACCGGUGUUAUGAGCAAUCCGUCUGGUACCGGACCGUCUGUGCCCAUCUCGACGGAGAUCUGGCAAACCAACAAUUAUGACAAGUACGACGAGAUAUAUCUUGGUCGAGUUGAUGUCGUCAGCGGCAGUUUCCGUCCAAGUGUGACCCUCACUCCAAGCGCUGGCCAAAACGGCCCCCUCACCGUUGUUGCGCAAAAGAUUCGCGCCAGUCUCCAGGUUUCUACCGGUGGUCUGAACGGCCUAUUUGAAUACAACCCGAAUGAAGCCACCGCUUCCACGGACUUCUCAAGCUCGGUAGUUGAUACAGCUGGUAACUCGCUUGGAUCGACUGCUUCGAUCUCGGCACUUGCCGUCGAAAACCAGACAAUUUACGUCGCCGGCAAUUUCUCCUCCAACAUCUCAACUAGUGUCUUCGCUAUUACGGAUAAGAUCAGCGAUCUGGGCGAGGGUGGCCUCAAUGGCGCGGUCUCAUCGAUGACUCUAAACAACUCCGUCCUCUACUUUGCUGGUAGCUUCAACGGCACGAAGGACGGUUCCACCGCCGGGUUAACUGGUGUCGCCUCCUUCAACAUCACAGCAGGCAAGUGGGUCCCACUUGGGGCCGGCAUCAAUGGCAAUGCAGAUUUCGUCGUUCCAUUUCUACUCAACACGACGGCCUCAAACGAUCCAGAGGUUGCGAUCGCUGUCAGCGGCAACUUCGAUUCAAUUAACGCGUUUGGUGACAACCAAGCCAAGGCCGCUGCCGGCUUCGCCAUCUGGUUACCAGGUCAUGCCAACUGGCUGGAAAAUCUUAAUGUGACCACGAUCUUCUUGCAAGGCGUUCUUAUCACAGGUACUAACGUACCUGGUAACCCCCCUCUGUUCGCUGGCCAGGUCUCGUCGUUUGAGCUUGCUGCAAACGGUUCAUUUGAACUGACGGGUACGGGCAACACGAUUCAGCAGUUCCCAGUCAGCAUCACGGAUACGCCUUCGCAGACAAAGACCUCGGCAAAAGCCAAGCGCGCCGUUGUGGAUCAAUCUACCAAUGGAGUGGUCGCAGGUCUCUUCUACAACGACAAUGGGCUGAAUCUCACCAUCUACGGCGGGCACUUCACUACGACAGCCACGAACGGCUCCACAAUCACCAACCUGGCUAUAGUCAAUGGAUCGGAUGGCAACGCCGUUUCCGGAUUCGCUGCUGGCGUCGACAGCAGCUCCGUCGUUGCAGCUUUGGGCACUUCAGGCACAUCACUAUUUGUCGGUGGCAAUCUGACUGGCAACGUCAAUGGACGUGAAGUAGGCGGUCUUGUCAUGUACGAUCUUGUCGCGAACGACUAUGCUAGCCCGCAGCCGGCCUCGCUUCAAGGUUCCUCCGCUACCGUCAACGCUAUCGCCCCUCAGCCGAGCACCACUCUCGUCUACGUCGGUGGAGAUUUUCAAUCUGCUGGGUCCUUCAACUGUCCCGCGCUAUGCGUAUUCGACACGAGCAGAUCACAGUGGAUCAGUCCUGGUGGCAACGACGUGUCCGGCUCCGUCACAUCAAUGUCCUGGGUGUCAAAUUAUCAACUCGCCAUUGUCGGCAAUCUGACCGUCGGUAGCAACACAAGUACCGUGAUGAUCUAUGAUACGAAGAUUAACUCUGGUCAAUUCCUCGACAUCAACGGUCCCGCCGGCACGCUAACAGCUAUCACGUCCGGUAGCUCGGAUGGCACGCAGUACUGGGUUGGUGGCACGAACGUGGAUGGUUCUCCGCUCUUGCAGAAGUACAACGGAACUUGGACGGCGGUUGAACCAGCGCUCGGCCAAGGUUCGGUCAUUCAAGGCCUACAGGUCUUCACGACAACCCAGAAUCAUGGCAAAUCGGAUCUGCUCAACCGCAACCUCGUGCUCAUGGCACUCGGUUCACUCAACGUCCCCAAUUUUGGCAAUGCGUCUGCUGCCAUCUUCAACGGUACUACCUGGACGCCUUAUGCGCUCACUGGGUCGACAACUGGUAAUGGGAGCCUGAGGCAAGUCUUUGUGGAGAAUCCAUUCAACUUUUUCAAGAGCAGCCGCCGUUAUCUCGCCAUUGGCUUCGUCGUCCUAAUUGGUCUCGCCAUCUCACUUGGAAUCAUCUUCCUGCUCGUCAUCGCCGGCAUCUUCGCGGAAAGAUAUCGCCGCAAGCGCGACGGCUACGUUCCUGCGCCGCAAAACAUGCCACAGGACAAAUACAACAAUAUCAACAGAGUGCCACCGGAGCACCUGUUUGGAAGUAUGAAUCCGAACUCGAGACCGAGCGGACCGCUAUGACGAAAACAACCUUUGACGAACAUUUUCAUAGACGUAUUUCCAGAUUCUCAUAUCUUUGGGACCCGCGAGCAGUCUUCUUUUCUUGUCGUGGCUCAUAUACCCAGCAUGUCUGCAGCGCCGAGACAGAGCGACGAUUUGGGCGCCUAUUCAGUGCGUCUUCUCACGACCUAGCAUGGAGUUCUUUCUUUUUCGUGUACUUUCCUCCAAAAAAAAACUUUUGCAAGGUGUUAUUUCAGCUUUGUCAAAUUCUUUUUUUUUCUCCUGCUUUGUUAGUACGGAGAUCGAGCUGCAGCAGGACAGCAUUUUUUUUUCGACGCAAAGCGAAUUCUAUCAUCUUGCGACGCGAGCUUCUUUACUUCAGUGCCUCGAGCAAGCGGCCAUUGUGGGCUUGCACGAAGCGUAAUUACUCUGCGACUGUCGCCACUAUGAUGGUAUAAUGUCUUAGUUUUUUUUUUUUAUCCCAAUUAGAGUGGAGGAUUGGUGGUAGCUCGCAGGGAACAUUCGAAGGCUUGCAGAACUAUUGAAGGACGGCUGCUUUGUUUCGUGUGUCUGUAACAACAUAGUUGUAAGUAGAGAAUUGAGAGGAGACGCAGCUGCAGGUUGCCAAAUCGCGAGUGCGUGAGAAAGAUCGCGUAUGUGAGCGUUCAGAUAGGCGUGCGAUGCUGUCUUUCCGAAUUAGCUAAGACACGACUCGUGGAUCAACAAACACUGUGGUGCCAUUUAGCUUGACAUAAGUGUAUGGUGAAGAAUUGAAAGAGAC
This is a messenger RNA of Verruconis gallopava, 4961 nucleotides long. RefSeq lists its product as uncharacterized. Gene Ontology annotation, cellular component: plasma membrane of growing cell tip. The transcript is spliced from 2 exons. Gene Ontology annotation, biological process: positive regulation of establishment of bipolar cell polarity regulating cell shape. The record is from RefSeq and is a predicted model, not a curated record. Bases 527 to 4201 code for a protein of 1224 amino acids. Lineage: Eukaryota; Fungi; Ascomycota; Dothideomycetes; Venturiales; Sympoventuriaceae.